Molecule: messenger RNA, 534 nt
Organism: Cajanus cajan (pigeon pea)
Lineage: Eukaryota; Viridiplantae; Streptophyta; Magnoliopsida; Fabales; Fabaceae
Source: RefSeq, a predicted model, not a curated record
AUGGAAAACAAAGGACAGGCGGUGAACCACCCACCUCUCUUUAAAGGAACAAACUACAACUACUGGAAACAAAGAAUGAUUACAUUCUUUGAUGCAUGUCAUAUAGACAUGUGGGAUUUCGUAGAACACGGAAACUACAUUCCUCUUGAUGAUGCUGGCAGGGAGUUACCUAAAGCACAUUGGAAUGAAGAACAGAAACAUAGAUUCAUACUGAACUCCAAAGCUCAAAAUGCACUCAUAUGUGCUCUGAUUGAGGAAGAAUACACUAAAGUACACAACUUCAAGAGUGCCAAACAGAUGUGGGAUACCCUAGCUCUAACCUACGAGGGAUCCCUGGAGGUAAAAUGCAACAAGCUAAUCUUAUUGGUUCAUAAGUAUGAACUCUUCGAAAUGGAAGAGAAUGAGUCUAUCCAAACUAUGUUUGGAAGAUUCCAAACUAUUAUAAAUGAACUCUCCUUCCUUGGUAGAACUUAUGAUAAUUUUGAUCAUAUUGACAAGCUACUUCGUAGUUUACCCAGGAAACGGAGACCAUAA